This is a messenger RNA of Biomphalaria glabrata, 1032 nucleotides long. RefSeq lists its product as uncharacterized. Lineage: Eukaryota; Metazoa; Mollusca; Gastropoda; Planorbidae. Gene Ontology annotation, molecular function: G protein-coupled receptor activity. The transcript has a single exon. Bases 1 to 1032 code for a protein of 343 amino acids. Gene Ontology annotation, cellular component: plasma membrane. Gene Ontology annotation, biological process: G protein-coupled receptor signaling pathway. The record is from RefSeq and is a predicted model, not a curated record.
AUGUCAACAGAUGUUGAGCUGCUGGAUAUUGACCAGUGGUUUCACUUGGACGAAGAGACAAAGUUAGCUGUUGCUGCUGUUAACAUCGUUGUUUUAGGUCUAGUGUCACUCAUUGGUGUCGUCAGCAACAUCAUCAACAUGAUCAUCUUCACAAGACUGACACUAAAAGACAGCAUGUCCGUGGAACUUUUCAGCUUAGCGUUCGCUGAUUUUUCUGCGACAACUUUAGAGCUGAGCAUCACCUGUAUCUACGUGGCCAGCCAGUUAUACCCGUGGAGUUCAGUUGACCUGUGGGCGCUGGGGUAUGUGUCCUUUGCCUGGGCGGUCAACGCCAGCUAUCUCAUCUCCAGCUGGAUAACAGCUUUGAUCUCGCUGGAAAGGUGCGUCUGCGUCGUGUUCCCUUUCAGAGUUAAGCGAAUGUUCACAAGACGACGCUGCCUCGCCAUCAUAGGCGCCAUCUUCGUGGUCCACAUUAUUAUAUUCAUCCCAGCGUAUAUUAUAGAGAAAAUGGAAUGGGUCUUGGUGAGCCCACCUUCCAGAAACACCUCUGAUGAUAACAAGUGGACGUAUACCAUCGUUUUCUCAGAGGCUACGCAGCAGCUUGACACCGUCCUGGACAUCACCGCCGGCUUGUUUCUCUUCAUCACUGCCCAGGUGGUGAUUUUUGGUUGCUCCGUGUGGAUGACGCUCUCUUUAAAUCUCUCCACCUCCGUGCGCUCCAAGACAUCAUCAGCCGAAAAGUUCCACGCUACAGACUUCUCUCAGCUCACAAGGUCUGAGAAGAGAAUGGUCAGCAUAGUUUUAUUUCUAUCCUUGCUUCACACAGUCUGUAACUUGCCAAGGCUGACUUUGACCGUAUUUUACCAUGUGUAUCCGUGGACCAGCGUUAACGCUCAAAGCGACUUUCUUUCAUUUGUAUGGACCGCCAUUGCGUCAUGUAGCACCGUCACUUGCUCCUACAGUUUUUGCGGAUAUUACCGUCUGAAUUCAAGGUACAGAGCAAUAUUUAUCAACAUAUUUCAAAGAAAUUAG